UCGUGUGGGGCGGUGGAGAGCCGGCCGGAGGGAAGAGGCUGGGGACGCACUGCCUGUGAGCUGCGACCCGUGGUGCCGCUACCAGCGCCGCCCUCCUCCGCACCCCUGUAGCUGUGCCCGCGCCGGCCGCCCCCGUCCGUCAGAGCAGCCCGAAGGAGCUGAGGGGCAGAAUGGUCCAUGCUGAAGCCUUUUCACGCCCCCUGAGCCGGAAUGAAGUCGUGGGGUUAAUUUUCAGGUUGACCAUCUUUGGUGCUGUAACAUAUUUUACCAUUAAAUGGAUGGUUGAUGCCAUUGAUCCCACCAGAAAGCAAAAAGUAGAAGCUCAGAAGCAGGCUGAAAAACUGAUGAAGCAAAUUGGAGUGAAGAAUGUCAAGCUGACAGAAUAUGAAAUGAGCAUUGCUGCACACCUUGUAGAUCCCCUGAGCAUGCACGUGACCUGGAGUGAUAUUGCAGGCUUAGAUGAUGUCAUUACAGACCUGAAAGACACUGUCAUUUUGCCAAUCAAGAAGAAAUACUUAUUUGAGAACUCCAGACUCUUACAGCCGCCAAAAGGGGUCCUUCUGUACGGCCCUCCCGGCUGCGGCAAGACACUGAUCGCCAAAGCGACAGCCAAGGAGGCAGGAUGCCGCUUCAUCAAUCUCCAGCCCUCAACGCUGACAGACAAGUGGUAUGGAGAGUCUCAGAAGCUGGCUGCUGCUGUCUUCUCUCUUGCCAUAAAGCUGCAGCCAUCCAUCAUUUUUAUUGAUGAAAUAGAUUCCUUCCUGAGAAAUCGAUCAAGUUCAGACCAUGAAGCUACAGCAAUGAUGAAAGCUCAGUUCAUGAGCCUGUGGGAUGGACUCGACACAGACUACAACUGCCAGGUGAUAGUGAUGGGAGCCACCAACCGUCCCCAGGAUCUGGACUCUGCCAUCAUGAGGAGAAUGCCGACCCGCUUCCACAUCAACCAGCCUGCCGUGAAACAGAGAGAAGCUAUCUUGAAGCUGAUCUUGAAGAAUGAAAAUGUGGACAGGCACGUGGACCUGCUGGAGGUGGCCAAGGAGACCGAUGGCUUCUCAGGCAGCGACCUGAAGGAGAUGUGCCGGGACGCGGCAUUGCUCUGCGUCAGGGAAUAUGUCAACUCUGCCUGUGAGGAGGAGAGCCACGAGGAGGACGAGAUCCGGCCGGUGCAGCAGCAGGACCUGCAGAGGGCCAUCGAGAAGAUGAGGAGGUCGAAGGAUGCCACGCUGCAGAACGUCCUGAUGCACGUCAGCCUGGAUUAAGAGCAGAGCAGUGCCUCCAUGGGCUCAGAUGUGAUUUUAGCUCGACCUCUGUAAUCAUUUAGCAAAAAACCAAACCACACCAAGGGGCUAGGGGGUGGGUGGGAGUGGGAGGACUACCCAGGGAGGCCUGUUUCUGGGAUUGUUUUGAUACAACAAAUCCUAACUUAUUGGAACCUGGAGAGUGAUGUAGUGGAACAAUUCUUGCCCAGACCAGGAGCAGCUGCUCUUGUCUCAGCCUGUCAGGAAUGCCCUAUCACGGGCACAGAGCACCCGUGGCCCACUGGGGUGUCCAGGUGUGUGGGCUGUGUAUCUGCUGGGUGGCUGUGUCUAUGCCUGGGGCUCCCAGGGAACGUUGGGACAGAAACUCUGCAGCAAGCUGGCUUGGAGCAUGUGUAGGCUGAAGGUUCAUCCGUGCUCAGCUCACAUCUGCUCUUCCUUUCAGCAGCUUCUCCAUACAGGCACAGCUUGAAGUCUCGGUGACCUGGUUUUGUUUCUUUGUCAUGACCACUUGAAAGCUGCUGCCCUACAGUACUGAUAGCAAAGCACCGCUUAGGCCUUUGAGUGCUUCUUCUUCUGGGCAAGUUCUACUUUUUGAGGCUCUGUUUUAAUCUGAGUUUGAUUUUUGUUUCUCCCCUGGCCUGGGUAAGCAGAGUAAAACCCUGACUGCUCUGCCACAACAGCCCCCUGAGUUCUGGUGCCUCUGCUCUGCUGUGUGCUGUGGAGAGGGCUGGCUGUCAGCCUGGCUUGUCCUGGAAGGCUCUGUGCUACAUGCUCUGUGCCCCUCUGCUCUGUCCUGUGCUCUGAGUUGCCAAACUCAGGAGAAGGGAAGAGCUUUGGGUUCAAUAAACGUGAUUUAGCCAUGUCCUGCUUUCCUUGCUGACAGCAACAAGUCCCUGUAGCAUUAUCGUGGGGUAAGGACAGAGGGUUCACAGCCUAACUAGGCAGAGUGCUCUGGGGCUGUGCCUGGCAGUAGGUUUGCAGUGGCUUCAUCCUUCUUAUCAUGAAUGCCAAUUCUGCAUGAGUGCCCACCCAGAACUGCUCUCACCCCUGGGCUGCUGCCCUGCAUGGCCGCUCUGCAGAGGAGGGCCAGGGGUGUGUGGAAAAUGCCAUGACUGUGUCAAGCAAACUGCACUGCAAAGCUGAAUGAAGGCAGCUGGAGCUAGCCAUCAACCCUGGGCCUGCUGCUACUGGCCCCUUCUCACCUGUAUCACAGAACCACACAAGUGUCAGGGUUGGAAGGGACCCCAUGGAGCAUCCAGCUUCUAAACCCCUGCCAUGGGCAGGGACAUCUCACAGUAGAUGGGGUUGCCUAGAGCCACAUUAAGCCUGGUCUUAACAAAUAGCCAGGGAUGAAGCUUCCACCACCUCCCUGGGCAACCUGUGCCAGUGUCUCACCACCCUCAUCAUGGUGAAGAACUUCUUCCUAACAUCUAGUCUGAAUCUACCCACUUCUAGAUUUGCUCCAUUUUCCCCAGUCCUGUCACUACCUGGCACCCUAAAAAGUCCCUCCCCAGCUUUCUUGUAGCCCCCUUCAGCUGUGUGCUGGCUUCCAGCACACUGCUGCUGGAACAGUAGCUGCAGCAGCUCCCAGGUUGGCCCAAUUUAAUCUCUUUGGGUACCAAACAUGAGGUGUUUAAAAAAAAGCUUCGUAGCUGGGUUGCUUUGCCACGUGGAGAAAGAAAUUGUAGGGAAAGGCAGGUUGCUCCAACACGGUGAGGUAGGAAGUGGGACACUCUAGAAGUGGUGAGCUGUGGAAAUCUGAAAUACCUGAAGGAGCAGGGCUGCAAGGGAUGGGCUUGCUGAAUGUGCAAGGCUGAAGCUGGGGUUGUUGGUGGUGGGGGUGUGUUGAGGGAACAGUUGUGUGUGUUUCUCCCACUAGUGCAGCCCUGUCCCAGCCCCCGGGUGUCCCAUGUGGCUGUUCUGUCAUCCCCACACAGUCAAAUGCAGCAGGAGUCAGGUAGAUGUAUAAAUAUCUAUGUGUACUAAACGUGACUGUAGCAGAGUCUCAGGGUCAGCAUAUAUUAAAAUGAAGGUAGACAUCAGUUGUAUG
Pogoniulus pusillus (Red-fronted tinkerbird) is the source of this 3309-nucleotide messenger RNA. RefSeq names its product ATPase family AAA domain containing 1 (gene ATAD1). NCBI's taxonomy places the organism in Eukaryota, Metazoa, Chordata, Aves, Piciformes, Lybiidae. Gene Ontology annotation, molecular function: ATP binding; ATP hydrolysis activity. The record is from RefSeq and is a predicted model, not a curated record. Gene Ontology annotation, biological process: extraction of mislocalized protein from mitochondrial outer membrane. Bases 171 to 1259 code for a protein of 362 amino acids. The transcript is spliced from 10 exons. Gene Ontology annotation, cellular component: mitochondrial outer membrane.